Molecule: messenger RNA, 912 nt
Organism: Eutrema salsugineum
Lineage: Eukaryota; Viridiplantae; Streptophyta; Magnoliopsida; Brassicales; Brassicaceae
Product: probable lipid phosphate phosphatase 4
Exons: 6
Coding region: 1-912 (303 amino acids)
Biological process (GO): phospholipid metabolic process
Molecular function (GO): phosphatidate phosphatase activity
Source: RefSeq, a predicted model, not a curated record
AUGUCUAAGAUAAUGCUUGGAUCUCACACGGUGAAGAGCCAUGGAUGGAAUGUGGCUCGAGAACAUCUACGUGACUGGCUCAUCCUCGUCCUCCUCGGUCUCAUCGACAUUGUCCUCAAUGUUAUCGAACCUUUUCAUCGCUACAUCGGACCAGACAUGUUGACCGAUCUCACUUUCCCAUUCUUUAAAGACACCAUCCCUAUGUGGGCUGUCCCGAUUAUUUGUGUAUUGGUUCCUAUAUGCAUCUUCACUGUCUACUAUUACUUCCGGAGAGAUGUUUAUGAUCUUCACCACGCCAUUCUCGGUCUCGCAUUCUCGUGUCUAGUGACUGGAGUCACCACUGAUUCCAUCAAAGACGCGGUCGGUAGGCCACGACCUAACUUCUUUUACCGAUGUUUCCCCGAUGGUAAACCGAAAUUUGACCCGGAUACUAAAGAUGUUGUGUGCCAUGGAGUUAAAAAGAUAAUCAAAGAAGGUUACAAGAGUUUUCCUAGUGGUCACACUUCGUGGUCAUUCGCCGGUUUAGUAUUUCUAGCGUGGUACUUAUCGGGAAAAAUCAAAGUAUUUGAUAGACAGGGACAUGUGGCGAAGCUAUGCCUCGUGUUCUUACCGAUACUCGUCGCAAUUCUCAUCGGAAUAUCACGAGUCGAUGACUACUGGCACCAUUGGACCGACGUCUUCGCCGGAGCUAUCAUCGGAAUAUUCGUCGCGUCUUUCUCUUACCUCCACUUUUUUCCUUAUCCAUACGACGACAAUGGAUGGGCUCCACACGCGUAUUUUAGAAUGUUGGCCGAGAGGAGUGGUCGAGCCACGACGAUGACUAGGAGCAGUUCUAGGGGAAUGUUGGACAAUGAUGUCGAGCGUGGCUCCACCUCCUCGCCGCACCGACAAAGCACUGAUUCUGAAUUUUGA